CUUGCUUGCGUCGGUCGCUUCUCUCGGCAACGGGAAACGUCAAAUUUUGUGAACUGGAUGUGGAGAAAAAAAAAAUAUCUAAAAAAGGUGUAAAGAAAACCCAAAGCAUCAAGGAAAAGUGAAGCAUAAAAGUUUUGUGGAGGAAUAUAAUUUCGGGUGGUUUCUUCGAAUCGGUUUGUCGGUGACCCGUGACGGUGCAGUUCAGUGAUGCGUUACGGGCAGUAUACUACUGGUGAAAAGUAACUUUUUCUUUCUUCGGGCAGCAACAUUAGCCAGCGGCCUUUUUCUCGGGUGGAGAAAAGCGUAGAUGGCCGUUUCGGAUUGAAUUCUAUCCACUGCAAAAUCGGUCCUAUUUUUGUGAGAAUUAAAACAGUUUUUUCGGAGGCCCGUGAAGAAGCGUGAAGUCAACGUUGAACGAGUUAAAGUUUUCUACGAUUGUGAGCAGAUUUUGGUUGUUACUGUUGUUUUAUUCUUUUUCGCCCCCAUUCGUCGCCGUCUGGGGCUGUGUAAUUUAAAUUCUUUCUAAUACUAAAAUUUUGGAUGCGAGAAAAGGCAUUUUUUUCCUAACUGAAGUUGAGUGAAAAAUUAGGCGUAUAAGCAUAGAAGUGAAAAAUCUGUGGAGGGCGCCGAAGAAGAUUGAGGUGCGAGGGCAAAGUGCGUUUUUUCGGAGUGAGUCAGGAAACGGAAGGGGAGCGGAAGCGCCAGGUGGGAAGCGCGGUGUGUGGAGUAAACAAAAAGAAAGAAGCAUCCAAAACAUACCAGUCGACGAGGCGUAUCAAGCAGCAACCAUCAAGCCCCUGUACCUGUGGUGUAUGUGAGAAGCGUGGGAGGAGGCCAGAAGAGUGGGGCACCGAAAAAUAUAGGCGUGUGGUGCUAGCUGCUGGUGCUGAAAAAAGAACGGGAGCCACAAAGUCCAAAAGUUCGAUUUUUCGAUUCUUCAUAGCGGCAUUUCCUGUUAUUUUUCCUCCGAAUUGAAUUGCAGUUCGGCCUAUAGGCACAUGGAUGAGUGAGUGAGUGAGUGAGUUAGGAAUUCCAACUAGCGUUUAGCUCUUAGAAUCGAAAUCGGGGUUCCCAUUGAGGUUAUUAUUCGAGAAAAAUCAAUAUUCGCUUCCCACACCUCGACGACGACGAAGAAGAAAGGGAAGGUCGAAUUUUAUGUGAAAGUGACACGUUCUCGUACGCACAUAGUGAAAUUUUGCAUGGUUCGGUGUUAUUUUCUUUGCUGAAUAUCAACGCAGAGCUCUAAGCUGGAAGCGACAACGAUGGCCUUGGAGGAGACGCAGAACGGUACGGUGGUGCAGCAGAAGGAAGGUGCUCAGAAGCCGCAGCAGCAGAUACAGCCUUCCACGUCCAGCGAGAAGCUGAAUGCACUGGCCAAUGGGACCAACGAGAAAUCACGCAACAAUAACAAACAGAAUGACACAAACACAGCUUUCCUCAGAGCAGCCAGGGCCGGCGAUCUACAGAAACUGAUAGAGUACCUCGAGACCGGGCAGGUCACAGAUAUAAAUACAUGCAAUGCGAACGGUCUAAACGCCCUGCACCUCGCCGCCAAGGACGGGCACUUCGAAAUCGUUCAGGAACUGCUCAAACGGGGCGCCAACGUAGACAAUGCAACGAAAAAGGGCAACACAGCGCUACACAUAGCGUCGCUGGCGGGUCAAAAGGAAAUCAUCCAGCUCCUCCUGCAGUACAAUGCCUCGGUCAAUGUGCAAUCCCAAAAUGGCUUCACGCCCCUCUACAUGGCCGCCCAGGAGAAUCACGACGAAUGUGUCAACCUGCUGCUGGCAAAGGGAGCGAAUCCGGCCCUGGCUACGGAGGACGGAUUCACACCUCUGGCCGUAGCAAUGCAGCAAGGUCACGACAAAGUCGUUGCGGUUUUGCUUGAAAGUGAUACCAGGGGCAAGGUGCGGUUACCGGCUCUGCACAUAGCGGCCAAGAAGGACGACGUCAAAGCGGCGUCGCUGUUGCUCGAGAACGAACACAAUCCCGACGUGUCGUCCAAGAGUGGCUUCACGCCACUGCACAUAGCCGCCCACUAUGGGAAUGUCAAUGUCGCCCAGCUGCUGAUCGAGAAGGGUGCCGAUGUUAAUUUUACCGCCAAGCACAAUAUUACCCCACUGCACGUGGCCUGCAAGUGGGGCAAGCUGAAUAUGGUAUCGAUGUUGAUCAAGAACUCGGCACGAAUCGACAGCGUAACACGGGAUGGGCUGACACCGUUGCACUGUGCGGCCCGAUCCGGUCACGAUCAGGUCAUUGAGCUGCUACUGGAGCAUAAUGCCGACAUCAUUGCCAAAACCAAGAAUGGCCUCGCUCCGCUACAUAUGGCAGCACAAGGUGAGCACGUGAGUGCCGCUAAAAUUCUCCUGGUCAACAAAUCACCGGUAGAUGACAUCACUAUAGACUACCUAACGGCUCUUCAUGUGGCGGCACACUGUGGUCACGUGAAAGUGGCCAAACUGCUGCUGGAUCGCACCGCCGAUCCAAACGCGAGGGCACUCAACGGAUUCACUCCACUGCACAUUGCUUGCAAAAAGAACCGCAUCAAGGUCGUAGAACUGCUGUUAAAACAUGGUGCUACCAUCAGUGCUACCACGGAAAGCGGCCUUACUCCGCUGCAUGUAGCCAGUUUCAUGGGUUGCAUGAACAUUGUGAUCUAUCUGUUGCAACACGAUGCUAGUCCCGAUAUUCCCACGGUGCGAGGAGAAACCCCACUGCAUCUGGCUGCCCGAGCCAAGCAAGCCGACAUCAUCCGGAUUCUCCUACGGAACGGUGCUUACGUUAAUGCACAGGCACGGGAGGAUCAAACACCGCUACAUGUUGCCUCCAGAAUCGGCAACGUCGACAUCGUGAUGCUCCUGUUGCAGCAUGGUGCCAAGAUCGAUGCCGCCACCAAGGACAACUACACCCCGCUGCACAUCGCUGCCAAAGAAGGUCAAGACGACGUCGCUGCCGUCCUGUUGGACAACAAAGCCAACAUGGAAGCAAUUACGAAGAAAGGGUUCACUCCUCUCCACCUGGCGGCCAAGUACGGCAAUCUCAAAUGCGCACAACUGCUACUGGAACGCGGUGCCCAAGUGGACGUCCAGGGCAAGAACGGUGUCACUCCGCUACACGUCGCUAGUCACUACGAUCACCAAAAGGUGGCCCUGCUGCUGCUGGAGAAAGGUGCUUCCCCCUAUUCCCCGGCCAAAAAUGGCCACACACCGCUGCACAUCGCUUCGAAGAAGAACCAACUGGACAUUGCCAACACGCUGCUCGAGUACAAGGCGGACGCAAAUGCCGAAAGCAAGACCGGUUUCGCACCGUUGCAUCUCAGUGCCCAGGAAGGUCACCGUGACAUGUCCCAGCUGCUGCUGGAAAACGGCGCCGACCCGAACCUUGCCGCCAAGAAUGGUCUAACUCCGCUCCAUCUGUGCGCCCAGGAAGACCAUACCGAUAUCGCAAAGGUCCUUCUCGAUCACGGUGCAAAGAUCGAACCGACAACGAAAACCGGCUUCACCCCACUGCACGUGGGUGCCCACUUUGGCCAAAUCAACAUCGUCAAGUUCCUGCUGGAGAACGAUGCCAACAUCGAAAUGAAGACCAACAUCGGUCACACGCCGCUGCACCAAGCCGCCCAACAGGGUCACACUUUGAUCAUCAACUUGCUGCUGAAGAACAAAGCCAAUCCGGAAGCGGUGACCAACAACGGUCAGACGGCACUGUCAAUUGCCGACAAGCUGGGCUACAUCACCGUUGUGGAGACGCUGAAGGUCGUCACGGAAACCAGCGUCACUCAAACGGUGGACGAGAAGUUCAAGAUCGUUGCGCCGGAAACCAUCCACGAGACGUUCAUGUCGGACUCGGAAGAUGAAGGCGGAACAGACGAUACCAAUCUGCCGACUGACACCAACCUUCUGAGCCAAACCCAGCAGUCGUGCAGCAGUAGUGGUGUUGUCAAGUACUAUCAGUCGCAGAUGCGUUACACACGCGAAGAUCCGAUCAUGUCUGAUCAGCAGCAGUACAACUACAUGACGAGCGACGAGAAUAAACAGUUCGACGACACCAACAUCACCAAUAUGAGCAUCGAUCCGAUGAAGGACGAGAAGUACCUGGAGAAGAUUAUCUCCAAUGCCGAAAAGUACCCAUCGAUGACACCCCGCGAGAGCACACCCAACCCGCUGGACAUCACCGUGACCGACAAUGUCAACAUCACACGGAAGCCGAUCCACGUUGGGACACUGUUGAUCCGCAGUAAUAGCCUAUCGUUGUCGCUCGGUGGUCUAGCGGUCUAUUGCAAAAAGAAAAACUUUUUUCCACUGUGUAGGGAAAGAUUUCUGGUUUCGUUCCUGGUCGAUGCCCGGGGUGGUGCCAUGCGUGGAUGUCGCCACAGCGGUGUUCGCGUUAUUGUCCCUCCACGUUCGGCUGCCCAACCGACGCGGAUCACCUGUCGGUACGUGAAGCCACAACGAAUCACCAACGCUCCACCGCUGAUGGAAGGUGAAGCACUGGUCAGCCGCAUUCUGGAACUGGCCCCGGUCGGUGCCAAGUUUUUGGGUCCGGUAAUUAUUGAAGUUCCACACUUUGCCUCGCUGCGCGAGAAGGAACGUGAGAUUAUUAUUCUACGAUCGGAUAACGGUGAAACCUGGAGGGAGCAUACACUGUACGACAGUGAGGAAGCCAUCCACGAUGUGCUGAAUGACACAUUCAAGGGCGAUACCUUGAAUUUCUUGGAGGAUUUGCAUACGAACCGGAUUACCCGGGUUUUGACGAAUGAUUUCCCGCAUUACUUUGCGGUCGUGUCCCGUAUUCGGCAGGAAGUGCACGCCAUUGGACCGGAGGGUGGAACCGUUUCCGCUACAGCUGUCCCGCUGGUUCAGGCCAUCUUCCCGCAGAAUGCCCUGACCAAGAAGAUUCGCGUUGGUCUCCAGGCUCAACCGAUCGAUAUGAAUACGACAGCGAAUCUACUCGGCCGAAGCGUUGCCGUAUCACCGGUGGUAACGGUUGAACCCAGACGGCGCAAGUUCCACAAAGCGAUCACACUGAGUAUGCCGGCGCCGAAGGCAUACAAUUCCGGUAUGAUCAAUCAGUACUCGGGCAACGCUCCGACGUUGAGAUUGCUUUGCUCGAUUACUGGCGGUCAGAACAAAGCCGUUUGGGAAGAUGUUACCGGGUCGACUCCGUUGACCUUUGUCAACGAAUGUGUUUCGUUUACCACGACGGUGUCGGCUCGCUUUUGGUUAAUGGACUGUCGCAACAUCAACGAAGCUACCAAAAUGGCCACGGAUCUUUACUCGCAAAUGUCUCACGUUCCGUUCAUGGUGAAGUUCGUGGUGUAUGCCAAGCGAGUUGAUCAAACUGAAGCGAGGUUGAGCGUUUUCUGCAUGACCGACGAUAAGGAAGACAAAACUUUGGAACAUCAGGAGCACUUUACGGAGAUUGCCAAGUCCCGCGACGUGGAAGUGUGCGAAGGUCGUGUAGUUUAUUUGGAAUUCGCUGGAAAUAUUGUUCCCGUGCAGAAGAGUGGCGAACAGCUAUCGAUUCAGUUUAGCGCCUUCAAGGAGAACCGACUUACCUUCACCGUCAAGAUCAAAAACAAUCUCGACGAUCUGCUGGGUCGUAUUUCGUUCAUGAGCGAACCCAAAGUGGCCAAGGGCGAGCCGGUUCCCACACCGCUAUGCACCCUGAACUUUACACUGCCUCCGGAAAAAUACGGCCUUGGUGGAGAUGAAAUGGAGACAGGCUCCGAGUUCGAUCAGAGUUCAACGGAAAUUCUGAACUUUGACCAACAGGCAAUCGUCAAUGCUGCCAACCGAAGCAAAACAUUGAACUUUACCUUCCAAAAUGGAGAUGCUGGAAGCGACAUACACAAGGCAGACAUCAAAAUCACCGACAUUUGCAAUCUGCUAGGGUCGGAUUGGCCUCUGCUGGCAGAGGAACUGCAGAUUUCCCCAACCGAUGUAGAUCUCAUCAAGGCAGAAUACGAAAACGACGAAGCCCAACAGGCAGUGGUGAUGUUGCGCUUGUGGCUGCGUCAAGCCGGCAAGGAUGCCACCGGGAACGUGCUGGAGCAAGCACUGAUCAAAAUCAACCGGGCGGAUAUUGUGAGCAAAUCGAUUACCAACCUGGAGCUGGUAACCGACGAGCGGGAGAGGAAGCUAGCGAAGCAACAGCUAGGUUCGACCAACGGAAUCGACGAAGUCGAUCCGGUCAAGAUCAACGGGGUAGAGUGCAAUACGGUGGAAGGUUCGAUGGAAGAAUCCUCCCACGAGCCGGCGGAGGAAAAGCAAGAACACGAAACCGACGAAAAAACUAGCAAGGAACCGUCGACUUCGUCGUCGUCGUCAGCCUCGUCACCGGACAACACCGAAGCAAUCCAGCAAAUCCGAAGGGAAAGUGUAAUCUUGGGCAUUGAUUCCGACAAGAAGGACGGUGACAUGGCCACUCCGCCACCCAGUCCGGCUGAGUACAAUACCCAGCAGCAGCAUCAGCAGCAGCCGGAAGUGAGCAGAACCGAGGAGGAGCAGCAGCAGGUCAUCGUCGAGGAUGUACAGGAGAUUAUUCAGGCUGCGAUCGCGGAACAUGACACUACCGGCGACGAUGACGAGGACUUUGAAGAUGCCAUCGAGCAGGAACCGGUGAUGCAGAAGCAGAAGCCACUGGUCGAGACGGGUGACGAGGAAGAUGAUGACGAGGAAGGGAACGAGUCGGAUGACUUUGAACAGCUGGAUCUGGAAACGGACAAGAGUGGCAAGGUUAGGACAAUCAAGAAGCACUCGAAGGUCAAUAUCAAAAUCAACAAACAGUUGGCCCACAGGCCGAACGUGGAAGACAUUGAGUGGGAGGUUACGCCCUCUGCUGCGGAAGAACCAACGGAAGUGGUUACCAAGGAGAUCUCAUCGGUCAAUUUGGAAGAUGUUUCCAACGAUCGGCGGUAUAGUCUGGAUAGAAUGGACCCAUCGCCGGGUACACUGCGGGUGGAUGCUGGACGAAUGUUUGAAAAGUCCUUCUCGACACCGGGUGACGACGAGCAGAAAACCGAGCAGAUUGUGAUCAUAUCCUCGGACAACAACAUCUCGGAGGCGGCGGCUGAUUACUCCGGUGAUAUAGAUGAAUUUAUUUUCGUGCAAACGUCGCCAGAGAACUACGCCAAAAUGGAUAAGGAACAGAAUGCUACCGACGAAGAUGACAACAGCAACCUGGUGAUAAUCACCGAGGAGCACUACGACUACGAAAUGGAAGACGAUCGGCGAUCGAGUGUUAUCGAUCAGUCGCCAGACCAGGAUGACGAUGAUGAUUCCCCGCAGAAAUUUAUCGUCGGAGGUAGCAGUAGUUCGGAAAGCGACGAGGAUCGACUCGGUGGUGGAAGGAGGGAUUUGACACCCAACCAAGCGGAAGGAUCCAACUGUCCUACGCCGUCCAUUACGGUUACGCAGCCCGGUGCUACCAGCGCUACCGGAGGUGCGAGUUAUUCCAGUCGAACCGGUGGCUCUUCUAGUGGGUCGGACGUGGCCCUGCACGAAACUGGCGGCGAACUGAGUGAUGACGACGAAACAGGUAAAGUCAUCUCUGCCCAGCAAAAAUCCGACACAGCCGCUAUAGCAGUCCACACCGCCGCUACUCCAGAAAGCACAGUUUCUGCAGAAACUGCGCCAUCGCCGCGCCCACCAGUGGUAGUCAUUCAAACUGCUGAACAGCCACAAUUCGAAGCCAGUCAGGAAAGCCAGAAACUGAACCCUGAAGCCGAUACCGUUGUCGACGACGGUGGCAAUCCGCAAUCGGAGCCGAAAUCCAUCGUAUCUUCUUCCGGCGAUGUGGAUGACUCGCAAGAUCUAAUUGACAUUGAAGCUAUCAAUUGCGAAACGCUCCUGGACGAUGAUGACCAACCUUCCGGUGCCAAUCUGAUCUUGGGCAACGAGGAUGAUAUUCUAUUGCCAAUCAAUGCGGAUAACACUCAUGUUUCACCACCUGUCGUCGAGCUGGGUACUGACGGUGAUGGGAUUACUUCCGAACAAGUCGUGGUGACGGUCAUUCAGAAUAACUCUUCACACGAGGGCCACACUGAUGAUAAGAACUAUCUAGUGCAGAAUACCGACCAGGUGACAUGUGUGGAACCUAGCGAACCACCAGCGGAAAGCCUCUCGCCCACCCACGAAGACGCCACCAGCCGCCGGAUGGAAACCAACACGUUCGUCGACGAAUCGGAAGACGGUACCGUACGCACAACUGUGAUCACAACGACCACCACCAUCAACGCAACCACGGAUCAGCUCCCGGAGGACCUGCAGCGGCAAUUGCUGGAGCAAAUGCAGUUGGCAGCAACCGCCGCCGGAGCGAGUGAGCAAUGCAACACCGUGGUAACCACAAUGGUAACCUCAGCCAGCGACGACGAAGACGACGACGCCGACCAAGAGUCGGGUUCACCGAAUCACUCUACGAAAACGACGACAACGACCAAGACCACAACCAAUACCAUCACGCUGACGUCGACCGAUGCCGACUUCCCUGAGGAUGAGCUAUUGCAGAUGCUGCAGCAAUCCGGCGUACCGGAAGUAGUCAAAGAAACCCGAACCGUCACGGUGACCGAGGUAGUCGAUGGGAAACCGGAUGCCAAACCCUCGAUCAAUGCGAUCGUCGAUGAGUUCAUGAACGAAGAACGUCGGAACUAAAGCGCUAAGUGUGCUUCGUGCUUUUCGUGUGCAUAGAUAUAGGCAAAGCAAGCCUACAGUCCGAGUUAGCUAUCGAUGUUUAUGUGUAGGAUUCGCAGGUAAGUGAUAAGAAUGUUGAAAAUGUUUCAAUUUUAUGUGGCCAAAAAAGAAAAUUGACCCCAAUCGUGAGGAACAAAGUCUAGAAAACGAUAUUGCCACUGCGCAUCCAGUUUAACAGAAACUUUGUUUUAACUUUGCAACUAAGUUAUUACGCAAGGGUUUCGUAACUUUUAAUUGUGUAUUUAUCGUGAGUAAAAUUGUUUUCGUCGCAUUCUUAUCGUGUAACUUUUUGCAUGGAUAAAAUCAGGUUGAUAAGGUGCAAAUUCAGAUUACACACACAUUUUAUCGAUUCGAUAUCGGCAUUAAGUUACAAGCAGUUCUAUCUACUAAGUUUUAGUAGAUGUUUUAAGGACGUCUGUCUCAGUGAUCAUUAUGUCGGCUCUUAGUUUUAAUGGUGCCUAUCUACCUGCAGAGAAUACCGUAUCAGCCUCUGUUUAUGAUCUAAAGUUGAUACUGCCAUCUUGAUAUCAUGUGUGAAUGCACGAGACAUAGAUGGCGGCACUUGCUUUUACCUUACAGGUGGUUGCUACUGUAUUUUUUUUUAAUAUUUGCUUUGCUUCAAUACAAGCGGAAACUGUACCGACGAAGUUUAGAAAGUUCAAGUUAGACCAACACGCAGCACGAACUCCUCGUCGCCGCUGCAAGUGGCCGAGUCGUUGGGAGUUGUAAAAAAAAUACGGAAUGUAGGAUUGUGAAGAAAAGAGAAGAUUAUUUAUUUUUGCUAACAUUUAUUAAUGUCGUCCUUGUAAAGUUUAAUAUUAGAGAGGUGUCCUUCUCUUUCCAAUGGGGGGACAUUGGUCAAUAUUUUGAUAUUAUUGAUGUGUGAAAAUAAUUACUUCAUAUUUAUAUUCGAGAGGAAAUACAAAAAAAACUAUGAAAACCUUACCUGAAAAUUCGAUUCGUUCAAACCCAAAAUUGGAAGCAAAUUAGAAGCGGGAAAACAUACAGAAAGGCAAUUGGCAGUAAUAGAUGGCUAAUAAAGCAAACUAAUAAUAAAUGUGCAUAUUUAUCCGCUAAGCUGUAAAGCGAAAUCAAUGGAAAAGUGCAAACUGCAACUAAAACACAAAAGAACUCACAGUGAAAUGAAAGUACAUUCAAGCAACAAUAUAUCAAAUCAACGCAUUGGAAACAAAAUAUUAUAGAUUAUUAAAUAGUAAUAUAAACAGAUUUAAAAGAAACAAACGUAGGUUUUAGCAUUUUCUCUCAUUUCUGAUUACCAGUUGGGUAGUUCACAACAGUAACGUAGAUGUCACUACUAUAAAAACAGUAUUUUAAGCAAUGUUUUCUUUUGUUUUUAAUGUUAUACCUUCCGUUUUUGUGUGACUAUUUAUUAAUUCAAUUCACUACCGUAGCUAUUAUUAGUUAACAUUUUCCUUGUUUGUCUUUAAUCACAACUUGAGCAACUAUUUUCAGUCAUUGAUAGAUGGUUGUUUGUUAUCGUUAUAAUUUGACAAACCACACCAACACACACACAAACACACACCAACAUGCUUUCAACACUGACAUCUCGGACUGGUCAAGUCCUACAAAUACACCCGUCCUAUCACAAAACGUAGGCAUCUAGUUUUACAGAUAGUCUUUUUUCCACAUUUAUCAUUAUCACUAUAAAUUGAGAAAUUGCCCUUCCUUCCAAAUGAAACUUGCAAAUUAAACACAAUGAAAUUGCCUGCUGCAUCUAUUUAUACAUAUGUAUCGUCCUUGUUGAAGAUGAUAACAACUCACAUAAAUGAUAAAACUAUUAAUCUAAAAAAAAAUGAAAACGAAUCAAAGUGAGGUAUAAAAUUAAUCGAUUGAUUGAACUAAAAAGAUCGUACCCAGAAAGAAGGAAAGUGGAAGUGCAAAUUCACAAACUUGUGGAUAAGAGGAUUUAUUUACAAAUUGAUAGCGAACCUUAGCUUAGGCAUGAGAUGAAAACAGAAAACCAACAAAAACAAAAAAUCACACACGCAUAGAUUUACUAGUUUACGUUAAGUGAGAGAUGAAAACCUACAUUUACUAUAAAUUCAAAAUGAAGAGAUGAAAAAAAAAAACGCAAAACAAUGAGCAUUAAAUUGCAAUAUACCAACAACAGUUUCAUUCACUUGGUCGCUGAUGAGUAUAUAGAGUAAUAUAUAUUGCAUUAAUAAUGAUAACUACCUAAAAUUAGAAGAAGAAAAAAACACAAGAA
This is a messenger RNA of Ochlerotatus camptorhynchus, 10917 nucleotides long. RefSeq names its product ankyrin-3-like. Gene Ontology annotation, cellular component: cytoplasm. Gene Ontology annotation, molecular function: protein binding. NCBI's taxonomy places the organism in Eukaryota, Metazoa, Arthropoda, Insecta, Diptera, Culicidae. The record is from RefSeq and is a predicted model, not a curated record. The transcript has 17 exons. The coding region runs from base 1263 to 8651 and encodes 2462 amino acids. Gene Ontology annotation, biological process: signal transduction.